Messenger RNA from Aspergillus affinis, 582 nucleotides. Its product is annotated as DUF3237 domain-containing protein. Lineage: Eukaryota; Fungi; Ascomycota; Eurotiomycetes; Eurotiales; Aspergillaceae. The record is from RefSeq and is a predicted model, not a curated record. Bases 1 to 582 code for a protein of 193 amino acids. The transcript is spliced from 3 exons.
AUGGCUCCCACCAACCCCGCCAACUCCCCCGGAAACGCCUUCUACCCGAACUCGCCUCCCAUGCGCCAACCCGGCCUCAACUUCAUCUACCGACUUGAAUGUACCAUUGCCACCGAUGAUGUGGACGUCGGCGCACCCCAUGGCACGGGAAUAAACCGCAGCAUUGCCAACCUCACAGGCGGCACUUUCAAAGGCCCCGAGCUACAGGGUACGAUACUGCCGCUGGGCGGAGCAGACUGGGCGACUGUGGUGGAGGGAACUCAUUCAAUGACUCUCGACGCACGCUACACUAUCCGCACGACAGAUAACCACUACCUCUAUGUCCGCGCCCACGGACUCUAUCGUCCCGGACCGGGAACCAAAUACGCGAGACAAGUGGCUGAGAAUCCGAAAAUGAGACCGCCUGCGACGGUGACGCAGGAUGAUGUGGAGUUCUUCUCGCACUUGAGAAUAGAGGCCGGAGCGGGGAAGUAUAAUUGGUUGAAUGGGCUACUCCUGGAGGCGGUACCGCAGAUUUCUGGUCAUCUGUUGCGCUUACCUACGGAGCUCCUGGUUGAAAUAUUCCACAACAUUGAUGAUUAG